Messenger RNA from Diaporthe amygdali, 1734 nucleotides. RefSeq lists its product as uncharacterized. Lineage: Eukaryota; Fungi; Ascomycota; Sordariomycetes; Diaporthales; Diaporthaceae. The record is from RefSeq and is a predicted model, not a curated record. The coding region runs from base 1 to 1734 and encodes 577 amino acids. The transcript is spliced from 4 exons.
AUGGUUUACAGCAUUGGUGAACUUGUCCCGCAGCUCGCCAACCUUACGGUUCGCGCCACAAUCACCGGGCCGAACAGCACACUGUCUCUCACAACGCCGUCGUACUUCCUGCCGCCUGUGACCUUGCCGGAACUCGAGUCUGCCCUCAUAGGCGACCAGAACUCCUUCCCAUGCGGCACAUCAUGGAGCGGCAAUCCAGAUACAGUGCCGGUAGUUCGGGUUCCAUAUCAUUGGUGUUUAUCUCAAUGUGCAGGAUGGGAGAUAAGCCACAUCAAUAUGCUUCAACAAUGGGUCGGGCCUUUGGUCCAGUUCAUCCUACCUAGCCUUGCAUUUUGCCUGAAUGUACCGAGGGCAAGCAAACUGGCGAUGCCAGAUGUGGCAUCCCGAGCGCGCCCACGGAGCUUGACCUGGUUUGCGGCGUAUUGUAUAAGGUUACUGUGGGCUUUGGUCCUCGCAACGGUCGACACCAUUGUUUGGCUGUCCAUCUGCUUCGCUUUUGCCGGGCCAAUGCUCCUAAGUGCGAUGUAUGAGUAUGUGUUGGACAGCAAAGUAUUGGAGUUCCUUGAGGCGUCCAAAGAAAGUGGGAGGUGUGAUAGCACAAACAUCUCCCCAAGAUUGAGGGCGCAGUUGCUGCUGGCAGUGGUAGUUGGGAACUUGCGAAUAUCCACGGGCCGAAGGAUCUCCAUGUUCUCUCAAUGGGAUGCGGAGACGAACCGGAGAAGGCUGUCUAUAGGUGAUAUCCUCAAAGAUAACACCUGGACAAGGAUAAUGACCAUGAUCGACGAGGAUGAGUCAGAUACUGCGUGGCAUGGUGGCAAGGUCCUGUUGUCAACGAAGCUAAAGGCCAUUCUCAACUCACAGGCAAGCUUUGGGACGACUAUUGGGGCACCGAUUCUUUUCUUCGUUGGUGGCUUUAUUUACACCAUACUGGGCAUUGAGAACGGGAGUCUCCAGGGCGAUGACACAGUCCACGCUCUGGCUUUCGGGAUGUUGUCUUGCGCCAUGCUCGCGUCCCCAAGCCUCAGUGUUUUACAAGGUAUUGUAUGGGAUGGUGGCGCGAUAGCAUCCCGGGAGAGAUCGGAAAGGGGCUCCUGGGACUUGGUGAAAACUAAAGUCGAAAGUUAUGCGGCAGGCAGGUGGAUUGCGAAAAAGACUAGCAGGUAUCAACUGCUCAACUCCAUGUACGACGGCCAGUUCAAGACCGUAACGCUCUGGAAUCGCGGCCCAAACAAGAAGCGAUGGGUGGACGAAGCCAUCAGAGACUACGCCGCCAACUUUGAGGAGCAUGGCGACCGACUAAGACCUCCGCAAGAGAUCCGUAAACGAUUGGACUUGGACCUCGGGGACCAGGCCAUGAUCAUGGUUGGAAGUGCCGUGCUGCUGAUGUUACCAUCUCUGCUUGCACUCCUGACAUCGUACAACAUGCCCCGGAAGGGCAUUUCAUGUCGAAGCGGUACAUACCUGAUAUAUGGUAUCACCCAGGUCAUUGAAUGCAUAUUUUGGGUGUGGGAAGGGCGACUCAAGCGCAUGUAUGGUGAGAGAUGGUCAGAAGCGCGGACCCGGGCAAAGACGAUCAAUUGGUGUGGCCAGACGUUUGUAGGAUUCUUCGCUAUCUUCACCACUGUCGUGAGCACCGUCAUGCAUUUACUUGGAGUAUACAGGACGUGCGCCUGCAAGGUAUUGUCAUUCUCCUUUGUGCGCCAGCGAACACUUCCAACAGGCUCUAAUGGCUGA